This is a messenger RNA of Cinclus cinclus, 302 nucleotides long. RefSeq lists its product as uncharacterized. NCBI's taxonomy places the organism in Eukaryota, Metazoa, Chordata, Aves, Passeriformes, Cinclidae. The transcript has 2 exons. The record is from RefSeq and is a predicted model, not a curated record. The coding region runs from base 6 to 302 and encodes 98 amino acids.
CCAAGAUGGCGGCGGGCCCCGCCGCCGCCGCCGCCCGCGGCCGCUUCCCCGCUCGGCCCCCGCCCUGGCCUCGGGUUCCACCGGGGCCCCCUCGAGCCCGGACCCCGCUCGGGGGCCCCCCGGGCCCUUCCCGGCCCGACCCCGCGCUCCGGGCGCUCGUUGCCAUCGGCCGCGGCCUCCGCCGCCUGCGGGCGCUGCUCGGGGAGCGCCAGAGGCCCGCCCGGCCGGAGGAAUUCCGGGGGUUCCUCCCCGAGGAGCUGGAGAUGCCCCUCCCCCCACGGCGAUCCCGCAGAGGUCAGUGA